AUGAUGUCAGACAAUGGACGAACACUUAUUGGAGCAAAGCGUAGUCUCAAUCUCAUCACAAUUCUCGGAGAGAUAUCUGAAGACAUCAGCAGGAAAUAUACCGUCCAUGGCCUCACCUGGCAAUUUAUUCCACCAUAUGCACCCCAUAUGGGAGGACUCUGGGAAGCAGCAGUGAAGAGUUUCAAAAUCCACUUCACGAAAAUCGCGAGCAAUCAUAAGUUCACAUUCGAGGAAUUCACUACUCUUCUCGUGCGCAUUGAAGCGGUCUUACACUCCAGACCGAUCUCCCCAAUGUCGCAAUACCCAGACGAUCUGAACGCUCUAACACCAGGUCAUUUUCUGCGCGGAGCCCCCAUACACUCAAUCCCAAAACCAACCUCGGAAAACCUGUCACUCAUAAACAAAUGGCAAAGGCUGAAAGUUCUACACCACCAAUUCAGCAAACGAUGGAAGACAGAAUAUUUGCAAGAAUUACACAAACGAAAUAAAUGGAAAGGACAGGAAUCCAAUCUCCGUGAAGGAGAUCUCGUCAUCAUUAAAGAUGGCCUUCUACCACCGAAAGAGUGGAAGUUAGGUCGAAUUGUAAACCUCCAUCUCGCCCCCGAUCAGAAUGUUCGCGUGGUCGACAUACGUACUCAAAGCGGUAUAGUCACUCGCAACACCACUUAA
This is a messenger RNA of Ceratitis capitata (Mediterranean fruit fly), 669 nucleotides long. RefSeq lists its product as uncharacterized. The coding region runs from base 1 to 669 and encodes 222 amino acids. The transcript has a single exon. NCBI's taxonomy places the organism in Eukaryota, Metazoa, Arthropoda, Insecta, Diptera, Tephritidae. Gene Ontology annotation, biological process: DNA integration. The record is from RefSeq and is a predicted model, not a curated record. Gene Ontology annotation, molecular function: nucleic acid binding.